AUGUUAAACAUAUUUAGAGAAUUAAACGAUUAUAGUAAUUUUUUGCCAAAAAAAAUAAAGGAAAAUGUGAAUAAAGAAAAAUAUGAGUUAUUGAGUGAAAUUAAAAGAAGGGUACUCCUUAAAAAAAAUAAUUCAUAUAAUGUUACAACAGUAAUUAAGUUAUUUAAUUCUUAUGAGACAAUUAAUACAAGAAAGCAUAAAUCAUUUUACUAUUACAUUUUUAUGAUUAGAUAUUUAUGGAAAUCCUUACAAAAUAAGAAUCUUAGUCCAAACCUAAAAUCAUAUAUUUGCCAAUCACUUUCUAAUAUUUUGAAGAACAUCAAAAAAUAUAUUUUAGAUGACUUUUUUUUUGAACAUGAUAGAAAUCUGAUUAUGAAAGAUAAGGAAAUUGUAAAUUACGAUGAAGUUGAAAGUGAUUUUACAAAUAAUUCUUAUGCAGAUAUUAGUGAUCACUAUUAUUUAGAAUAUAAAAAAGUUGAUGAGGAUAGUGAAGUAGAAAGUAUUAUUAACGAAAACAGUGUGCAAAAUUUAAAUGAUUUUUACCUUUCCUUUAAUGGUAUAUUUGAAAAAAAUGAAGAAUAUGGUUCAUUUUUUAAUGAGGAAAUUAUAAUUAAUGGUAAGGAUGAAAGUUUUCGGUUAUAUAUUCAAAAGUGCAUUUUAAAUAUUAUAGAUUAUGAAUAUAUAUUUAAUUUAGUUUAUGACUAUUUGAGCAACAAUACUACUAAAAAUGACGAAUAUAGUCAUAAUUCAUAUAAAAAUUACAUUAAUUCCUUAUUAAAUGUUUUAAUUAGUUUAAAAUCAUUUUGUUAUUAUAAUAUUGAUGUACAUAAUUUACUAGUUGAUUUUUCUUUAAAUAAUAUCCAUUCUAUAAAAUAUGAAGAAUAUGUUGAUAAAAAAGGAGAAUGCUUUUAUGAGAAUAAUUAUUUUGACAAGGAUUCUAUUAUAUUCGUAAUAAAUGAUAAACUAAAUGAAAAAGUUAAUAAAAGUAUAGGGAACAAUGAUGAUGUAAAUAAUAAUGAUAUAAAUACAACUUUAAAAAAAAAUGAAAAAAUAAAUUCUAAUAUAGAUAAAUCAGUAUGUAUAAUAGAUAAUCUAGAAUUAUGUACAAGAUAUAAUACUAUAUUUUUAAAUUUUGUUCUAUUAUGUCAAUUAGGUUCGGAUGAUUUAUGUUUUAAAUUAAUUAAAUAUAAUAAACUACUUUAUUUAUAUAACAAGAUAAAGAAAUUUAAUUGGCAUUGUAUAAAUUAUUCUUUUGUUAAAAUAAUAUAUAAAGGAUUAAAAUAUGCAUAUGUAUAUAAUAUUAGUUUAAAAAAAGAAAUAAAUGAAAUGCUAAAUAUAAUUUUUUUUUUAUUCAUGUAUUAUAUAAAAUUACCUAAUAAUGUUCAACUAAAUUCCUCAAAGUAUUUUAUACCAGAUGAAUACAACUUACUAAUUAAUGAUAAUGAAAGUGUCAUAAAAGUAAUUUCUAAAAUAUUCGUUUUUUUAUUAAAUAAAAAUUACAGAAAUAAUGAAGAAAAUAUAUCAAAUAAAGAAAAAGAUCAAAAGUUGUUAGAUAAAUUUCUCUCUUAUAUAGAUGAAAAAAAUUUUAAUUUAAAUGAUUUUGAUGAAAAUAAAAAUUUGUUUUCAAUAUUUGAAAACGUUGAUACUUAUGGUUACAUAAAUAUUAUAACUUCUUUAUUUAUACCUCAUAUACAUCCAUGUAAUAUAGGAAAACACAUAGGAAAUAUCAACUUAUUCAUAAAUUCUUUCUUAUAUUGUUUUAUUAGAAAAAUGAAAAGAGAAGAAAUAUUUUUAAAAAAAAAAGAAGUAAAAACUAGUGAAAAACUCAAUGAUCAUAAAAUAGAUAAUGAUAUUGAUAAUUAUAUAAAUAAUUAUUUUAUAACAGAGGGAGACAAAAAAUUUAUUGUUGAAAAGUUUACUACAUUAGUGUUACAGGGGAUGUUUCCUAAGAAUAAUAAAGGAAUAAGCUUAUUUGAAAAUAUUUUAAAACAUAUUUGUAUUAUUGAUAUAAAUUGCUUAGAUAUUUUUGUUAAAAAAAUAAUGGAUUGCUUAUGUAAUGUUAAUAUAUCAACACAAAUCUGUAAUUGCUUAUUAUCCUUAUGUCUAUUGUUACCAUUAUUAGUUAAAUAUAAGUCUACCUAUUUAAAAGAUAUAUUAUAUGUUAUGAAUGUUGGUAUUGAUAUAUGUGAUGUAUAUAAAAGUUUUACUAUUUUUUCCUUUUUGAGUAUUUUAUUUUCAUAUAUAUCAAUUGUAAAAAUAGACAAUAUUGAUUAUUCCUUAGCCGUAAAUGAAUAUAAGAAAUUUAUACAUUUUGAGAAUAUUCAAAAAGAAUUAAAUGAUGAAGAAGUUAAAAAUAUAAUAGUACAGAGAAAGGAAUUGAUUGAUUAUUUAUGUCAAUGGGUUUAUGAAUUUUUUGAUAAAAUUUUAUAUUUCAUAAAAUUCUCAAAAAGUGAAAAAAAUAAAGAUAAUAAAAAACAAAAUGGAGAGAUUAAAGAUAGUAAAAUAGAAAAUGAUUUAUAUACAGGAUUAAAAACUACUAUUAUUUCGUUGUUUAUUCAUCUAGAUCAUCAAAUUAUAUAUGAAUUGUGUCAAAGAUUUUUAAAUAAUAUAGAAUUAGAAAAUUCAAAAUUUUUGUCUAUUAUUCCUUAUGCUAUUGGUUUAGUAAAUAAUAAAAAAAUUUUUGAUAUGCUUUUUAAUACAUUUUAUAAAAAGUUAGUUACAAAAAGGAAAAAAAAAAAAAAGUCGGACAAUGAAUGCAAUGAUGAAAAGGAAACAGAACAAGAGGUGGAAAGUUAUGUUUAUACAAAAAAUGAAUAUGCAAAUGAUGAUACUAUAAAAUGUUAUUUACUGUUUUUAUCAAAUCUAAUUCGAAGAGCAAAAAAUGAAUUUUUGAAUUUAGAAGAUAUAUAUAAUUUAAUUGAAAUAUAUAUAGUUGAAGAUAAUAAUACUAUAUUCAAAUAUAUAUGUAAAAUUAUAUAUAGAUUUUUAGAAUAUAAUUUUAGUUUAACAAUUAAAGAUUAUUCUUGUUUUAAGAUAGAUGAAAAUAUGACAUAUACAGACAAGAUACUUACGUUUGCAUAUUGGGGUAUUCCAUGGCAUAUAUUAAGUAAUCAAAAUAAAUUAAAUGAAAAUAAUCUUUUAAAAAUGGAUAAAAAUGAAAAGAUAAAUACAAAUGAUGAAAAUUAUUUUAGUAACAUCGACGAAUUAAUAAAAUGGAAGUCUCCAUCCUUAGAAGAUAUAAAAGUAGGAAAAAAUUUUAUUUUUUUACUUUUAGAUUAUUUAAUAGAUUUAUUAAUGCAAUGUGAGAUACCAAUUUGCACACCUAAUUUAAUAAAAUAUAUUAAAAAAAGAAAUAUAAAAGAAACAAGAAUUAAAUGGAAAUUUACUUUAAAUUAUUCUAAUAUAAUAUCAAGAUUUUAUAAAGUAAUAAAAGUUAUUAUUAAACCAUUAAGUUUAUUAUAUCCUGAUGAAAGAUAUAAUUAUAAUAACUUAUUAGCAAAAUGCCAUGUUAUUAAUACAAAACUAUCCUUUUAUUUAUACGUAUAUAUAUCAGAAAUUAUUAUAACUUUAUCAUUACAUGUUUUAAAAAUUCCAAAGCAAAUUAUAGAUAUAUCUCCAUAUAUAGAAUAUAACAGUAACGAUGAGAAACUAGAAAAUAAAUCAUCUUUUAGUUCUCUAAAUAGUGAAAAUAGCAUAAAUGAAAUAAAUAGAAAUAGUUAUGAUAAGCAAGAAAUAAAAAAAAUGAAAGAAGAUUUUUUCAAUAAUGUUAUAAAUAAUAGGGAAAAAGAUAUAAAAGCAGAUGCUAAAAUACAAAGGAAAAUAAUUAAGAAUAUACAUUUAUUACUACUUAAAUGUAAUGAAAAUUCUAACUCUAGUUUAUAUAAUGAAUACAUUAAUAAUGUUUUAUCAUUUACUUAUAAUAUGUAUCCAAAUAGCUACAAUUUUGAUAUUAUAAAAAAUCAAUACAUUAAUAACAUUUUCUUUUUAUUUAAUGAAAGAUUAAAACAAAGAAAAAAAAAUUAUUGUUUUCAAGGUUAUCGUAAACAGCUAUGUAAUAUUUUAUUUUUUAUUAAUUUGUCUAUUUAUUCUCAAGUUAGAUCUUAUGCACAAACUACUAUUAAAUUAAUUUUACCAUCUUUUAAAAUAAUUAAAGUUCCUUUUUUGAAAAUAUGUUCCUUUUAUUUAAAAAAUUAUAUAAAGUUAUAUAUUUUAACACAAAAAGAUAAAAAAGAAAAUAAAGAAUCAUUAAAAGAAAAUAAUGAUAAUAUAGAAAUUGAUGAUAAUGAUAAUGUGAGGAAAUUAUCUACUUUGAAGAGUUUUAGCGAUUUAAAUGCAAAUGAUUAUUUCGAAAAUAAAUGUAUAAGUUGUUUUAACGGUGUUAUUUUAAAUAUAACAAAUAGUAUGGGAUUAAUAAAGAAAAUUAUAACAGAUAUACAUUUAUUAAAAAAGUUUAUUAAAAUAAUCAUCAACAUUUUAAGAUUAGAUAUACAAAAAGAAGAAAUAACUCUUAAAUGUAUGAAACUAGUGUAUGCCUUAAUUAAUAAUAGAUUUUUUAAAAAUUCAGUAGAUGAAAAAAAAAAAAAAAAAAAAAUUAAUUACUUAUUUUUAUUUCUAAAAGAAGAAAGUGAAAAAAAAAAUAAUGUAUAUGUGCAAAUAGUAAUUUUGUCCUUUUUAAUUUGUUUUAAUAACUUUGUUAUAGAAAACAAUUCUGAAUUUUAUUUUAAUUAUUUAAUUGAAAAUUUGUCAAUUAAGAAAAACGUUCAUGUUUAUAAUUUAGCAUUUUAUGGUUUUAUAAAAUUGUUAAAAUAUUAUAAUAAUUUAAAAUUGAAUAUACCAAUUCAUAUAUUAAAAUAUUUUGAAAAAGGAACAAUUUAUCAGAAUUUUAUUGAAAUAUGCAUAUAUAAAAAUUUAAAAAGUAAAAAAAAAAAUAACAGUAUAAAUGCUAUAAUAAUAAAUUUGUCAAAAGUUCAGAAAUCAUUUAAAGGUUUUACUCAAAUUAGCGAAGUACAUCUAAAAGAUUUUUAUUGUUAUUACAUAUUUUUUAAAUUUUUAGUUAAUUUACAAAAUAAUUACAUAAAGGAAAAUACACCUAUAGAAAAUGAAAAAUGUGAAAAAGAUAUAAAUAUAAAUCAAAUAGACAGCAUUGAUCACUUCAGUAGUGAUACAAAUAUAAAUGAUAUUAGUAUAAGUAAUUACAAAUAUAAAUAUGUUGGAAUAAUAUUAUUUAUACUAAAUAAAUUACAAAAGGAUGAGCAUUCAGACAAUGAAUUUAAAUCUACCUUUAUAGCAGUAAUAUGUCCAUUACUGUUAUCAUUAAGAAAAUUAAAAAAUAAGGAAGAAAUAAAUAAAAUUUUAAAUGAUAUUAUAGAAUUAUUAGAAAAGGAAAUAGCUAUUGUAAAUAGCGAAGUAUUUAGCAUAUGGAUAUAUUAUUUUCAUUUAUUGUUUAUUAAUAUAAAAAAAAAAUAUAUUCAUAUAUAUAAUAAAUUAAUUGAAUUCUGUUUAUGUUGUAAUUUUCAUGACGUUUCUAAUUUAAUCUUUAAAAAAAAAAUGCAAUUAUUAAAUAUUAUACUUCUUUAUAGUAUGCAUAAAGAUAUGCAUCUAUUAGAUAACAAUUUAAAAGAUUUUUUAAAAUUAAUAGAUAAUGACAAUAUAACAGUAAGACAAAGAAUAGGAGAUAUUUUAUGUAACAUUUUAUAUGUAUCUUAUGAUCAUAAACAUUAUGAUCACUUAAAAUAUAUUUAUUAUAAUGUAUUAUUUUAUUUAUAUAAUAUAUCUAAAGGUGUUAUUGAAUAUUUAGUAAAUAAUGAAAAUUUAUCAAAACAAUCUAAAUAUAUAUAUGCUCUUGAAACAUUAAUAUAUUUAACAAUUACUAUGUAUACAAACAAAUGUAUAUAUGUUUUGAGUAAUUUGGGAAUUAUUUUCUUAAAAAUGUUUAUAUUAUCCGUGAAAUUAAUUGACAAUUAUAUAAAUGAAUUGAUAAAUAAAUCUAUUAAGUGCUUUUUAUGUCCAUCUUUAUAUUUAUUUAAGUUAUCAAAUAUAAAUUAUGAGAGUAUAAAAGAUCAUGGUGUUAAAUUAUUUGCAGAUCAAGAUUUAUGUAAUUUGGAUUUAUUAUUAAAAGAUGAAAUAGGAAAUUUACUUAUAAGGGAAUUGAGUAGUUUACUUAAUAAUUCUAAUUGGAAAGUUAGAAAUUCUACCUUACAAUUCUGUUAUUUAUUUCAUUCAUAUUACUGUUUGUUUAUUUAUAGUAAAAAAGAGCAUUCUUUUAUGUUGAAUAUAUUUAUAUCAUUACUAGUAGAUAAUUAUGUUGAAAUUCAAAAUUUAUCCCGUGAUAUUUUAGCUUCCGUAUUUUUUUAUUAUGAUAGUAUAGUUCUUCAGAAAUUUUCUAAUUUUUUUUUAACCAUAAUAAAUCAAAAGAACAUUUUAAUGGAUACUUCACAAAACAAUACUACUAAAAUCAUAGAAAAAAGGAAAACAGUGGCCAUUUUUGCUUUAAUUAGUAUAGUUAAUUCUUUUCCUAAUUAUAUUCCUCUUUGGCUCCCUAAUAUUUUAGUAAGUGUAGCUAAAGUAUCUAAUAAUACAGUUCACAGUAUAAAAAAAGAAAUAGAAAAAUGUAUUCAAAAUUUUUUAAGAACUCAUAAAGAUGAAUGGGAAUACAAAUAUAAACUUAUUUUUACAGAAGAUCAAUUGAACAUUUUAGAUAUGUAUAAAGGUGGCUUAAAUUACUUUACAUAA
This is a messenger RNA of Plasmodium gallinaceum, 6732 nucleotides long. Its product is annotated as conserved Plasmodium protein, unknown function. Gene Ontology annotation, biological process: proteasomal ubiquitin-independent protein catabolic process. The coding region runs from base 1 to 6732 and encodes 2243 amino acids. Gene Ontology annotation, cellular component: cytosol; nucleus. Gene Ontology annotation, molecular function: peptidase activator activity; proteasome binding. The record is from RefSeq and is a predicted model, not a curated record. Lineage: Eukaryota; Apicomplexa; Aconoidasida; Haemosporida; Plasmodiidae. The transcript has a single exon.